This is a messenger RNA of Knipowitschia caucasica, 1269 nucleotides long. The record is from the annotation of a GenBank genome assembly. NCBI's taxonomy places the organism in Eukaryota, Metazoa, Chordata, Actinopteri, Gobiiformes, Gobiidae.
AUGUGCAGCGCUGCCUUUCACAGCUCUUUCAGCACUCGGCAAAUUCUCACCAUCAACACUGACCACGAGGUCACACACCUCCCACUGUGUAGAAUCUCUCUCUCUCUCUCCUCUCUCUCUCUCUCUCUCCUCUCCCUCUCCUCCCUCUCCUCUCCUCCUCCCUCUGUCCUCUCCUCUCCUCCUCCCUCUCCUCUCCUCCUGUCCUCUCCUCCUCCUCUACUGUCCUCUCCUCCUCCCUCUCCUCUCCUCCUCCCUCUCCUCUCCUCCUCCUCUACUGUCCUCUCCUCCUCCCUCUCCUCCUCCCUCUCCUCUCCUCCUCCUCCCUCUCCUCUCCUCCUCCCUCUCCUCUCCUCCUCCCUCUCCUCUCCUCCUCCUCUAGUGUACUCUCCUCCUCCCUCUCCUCCUCCCUCUCCUCUCCUCCUCCUCCUACUAUCCUCUCCUCCUCCCUCUCCUCUCCUCCUCCCUCUCCUCUCCUCCUCCCUCUCCUCUCCUCCUCCUCUACUGUCCUCUCCUCCUCCCUCUCCUCCUCCCUCUCCUCUCCUCCUCUACUAUCCUCUCCUCCUCUCUCUCUCUCUCCUCCUCCUCCUCCCUCUCCUCUCCUCCUCCCUCUCCUCUCCUCCUCCUCUCUCUCUCCUCUCCUCCCUGUCCUCUCCUCCUCCCUCUACUAUCCUCUCCUCCUCUCUCUUCUCUCCUCUCCUCCUCCCUGUCCUCUCCUCCUCCCUCUACUAUCCUCUCCUCCUCUCUCUUCUCUCCUCUCCUCCUCCCUGUCCUCUCCUCCUCCCUCUACUAUCCUCUCCUCGUCUCUCUUCUCUCCUCUCCUUCUCCCUCUCCUCUCCUCCUCCCUCUUCUCUCCUCUCCUCCUCCCUGUCCUCUCCUCCUCCCUCUACUAUCCUCUCCUCCUCCCUCUUCUCUCCUCUCCUCCUCCCUGUCCUCUCCUCCUCCCUGUACUAUCCUCUCCUCCUCUCUCUUCUCUCCUCUCCUCCUCCCUCUCCUCUCCUCCUCCCUCUCUUCUCCUCCACCCUCUUCCCUCCUAUCCUCCUUCUAAUGUCCUCUCCUCCUCCCUCUACUGUCCUCUCCUCCUCCUGCUCCUCUACUUUCCUCCUCCCUCUCCUCUCCUCUCCUCCUCCCUCUCCUCUCCUCCUCCCUCUCCUCUCCUCCUCCCUCUCCUCUCCCCUCCCCUACCACUGCUCUGGACCACACUUCACUUUAAAAAAAAAACACACUGUGGAUACUACUUUAACCACACUUUUGAACAGGACUGAAAAGUAA